This is a messenger RNA of Hypomesus transpacificus, 3845 nucleotides long. Its product is annotated as rho GTPase-activating protein 6-like. The record is from RefSeq and is a predicted model, not a curated record. The transcript is spliced from 13 exons. Lineage: Eukaryota; Metazoa; Chordata; Actinopteri; Osmeriformes; Osmeridae. Bases 218 to 2992 code for a protein of 924 amino acids. Gene Ontology annotation, biological process: signal transduction.
AUCCAUCCUGAGGAUUUUACAAUCAAAUCACAAACGAAUUUGAUGUCAAGUGGAGCUAAAUAACAUGGAGAGAACUAUAACGUCUGACAGCAAGCUAAUUAUCAGCCAACUCUUCUCAUCUUCAUGGCAAGCGAUUGAGUAGCGCUCGCACCCAUUUAUGUGAUUUAUUUAUCGCUCUUGUUGCUUUUCGUCUACUCUGAGACGGUAAGAUACAAGUAUGUCUACGCAAGGGUUGCUUAGUAGUGUUUUCUCGUGUUCUUCACCAAACUCCAAAACAAUGUCCAAACGGAAAUUAAGACAGACCAGAAGUUUGGACGCUGCUUUGAUAAGACAUUACGGGAGCGAAACGGAUGAGGCAUCGAUGAGGGGCAAUAGUUUGAAGCCCUCCUUCGUCCAUGGUCAUACAGGUGAUGGUGUAGGUGGUUACCAAACUAUCGAAAGCUAUAAAUUAGAUGCGUGCCUUACGGCCACAAAAUGUAAAUCAUCAUCUUCGAACCUUGCAUCUUUGGACGCGUCUCACUUUACUUACAUUAACUUCGAUUAUGACUCGAAAGCUACAAAGAGGAAUACUGCCUGGGACUUACCUUUUCUUGCCAGAAGUCCUGCUACAACAACCGGAAACCCAAACACACUUUUUAAGUGGCUCCAGAAGAAACCACAACCUUCAUUUACCAAUUCUUACGCUGUAUGGAAAUCUGAGGGUGAUUUCACCUGGAACAGCAUGUCAGGGCGCAGUGUUCGCCUGAAACCUGUACCCCUUCAGAGCCUCUCAGAGCUAGAGAGAGACCGCCUGCAGGAUGUAGCCUUUAGCCGGCUGCUUCAGGACUAUGACCUCAACUGCCAGAUUACCAUCCCUAAAGAUGGCCAGAAACGUAAGAAGUCACUCAGAACCAAGCUGGAUUCAUUGGCCAAAGAGAAGAGCAAAGACAAAGACUCUGCCCCCCAGGCGUUCGGCAUUCCCCUAUCCCAGGUGAUCGCCAACGACCGGCUGCUGAAGCAACGUCUAGACCCCCAACAAGAAGAGCCUUGGGACCCCAACGACCUGGUGACGUCCUUCUUCCACCUCACCUCCACCUCCAAGAGGCUGGUGAAGGAGCUGUCCAGCAGCAACUCCUCCCUGAGCUCCACCUCCGAGACGCCCAACGAGCUGUCCUCCCCCAACACACCUGAACCCCUCCCACGCACGCGCCGGAGGGGUGGAGUGUCUGUGGAUUGCAUCACCGACCUCGAUGACAACCAGUCUCGUCUGCUGGAGGCUCUCCAGCUGUCCCUGCCCAACGACACGCCCAGCAACAAGAAGAAGCACCGGGACAAGAAGCUCAGCCUCAAUCCCAUCUACAGACAGGUGCCCCGGGUAGUGGACAGCUGUUGCCAGCACCUGGAGAAAUAUGGUCUUCAAACGGUUGGCAUUUUCCGCGUGGGCAGUUCUAAAAAAAGAGUACGACAGCUCCGUGAGGAGUACGACCAGGGCGUGGACAUGCGGUUGGAAGAGGAGCAGUGUGUCCAUGACGUGGCUGCUCUCCUCAAGGAGUUCCUGAGGGACAUGCCUGAUCCCCUGCUCACCAGGGAGCUCUACACAGCCUUCAUCAACACCGCAUCCGUGCUGGACCUCUCAGACCAGGAGGUUGUCAUGCAGCUGCUUGUCUACCUACUUCCUCCCUGCAACAGUGACACCCUGCAGCGCCUCCUCCACUUCCUGGCAACGGUCGCCGCCCACGCCCACGACGGCCAUGACAGGGACAGACAGGAGAUCACAGGAAACAAGAUGACGUCGCUUAACCUGGCCACCAUCUUCGGACCCAAUGUGUUGCACAAGCAGAAGAGCUCCGACAAGGAGUUUGCCGUUCAGAGCAUCGCCCGUGCGGAGGAAAGCACAGCCAUCAUCGGUGUGGUCCAGCGGAUGAUCAACACACACCAGACUCUUUUCAUGGUGCCUCCUGACCUCCAGAGCGAGGUGCUGAUGAGCCUGCUGGAGACAGACCCCGACGUGGUGGACUACCUGCUGAGGAGGAAGGCCUCACAGUCCUCGGUCCCGAGGGUGCUGAGGGCGGACGAGGCCUUCUCCCUCCACCAGAGACGGUCGUCCAGUGACUCCAACAAGGCCUCCAGUGGGGAGGUUUCCCCCUACGACAACAACUCUCCCGUGCUGUCUGAGCGCCCGCUGCAGUGCCAGGUGGACCACAGUGACCGCAGUGACAGCAAGGCCCUCUCAGACCGUCUCCCCAGGGCAGGGCAGGGGGACAGCAGGGCUGAGCAGUGCUCACCGGUGGGUCACGUCAAAGGGCAGCCCAGCGAAACCUGCAUGGCCCCAGACGCUGACAGAGACACUGCACAUGAACAAACCAUCUGGGGAGCCUGGCAUGCAACAUUAAAAAAAGAGUUCAUGGAUCCUCAUUUGAUCUCUGGUUGUCAAGGUGAUUUGUCAGAAUGCAGCUCCCAAGACUCAUCAGAGAAGCUCAGCUAUCACCAAGGCAACAGCAAGCCUCCUGUCCGACGGACUCAAACCUCUUUGGGUGUGCCUGAGUGCAGGCCCCACCCCCCGGUGACUCGCUGCAGCAGUAGCCCUCAGGACCAGAAAGGCACAGGACAGCUGAGUGGCAGUCCAUUAUUACAUCAGAGAGCCCACAGCCAAUCAGGAUCCGGGAGCUCAGAGGACCUAACGUUUAAGGGAGGUCCCCCGGUUAGCCCCUCCCUGGGAGGCAGGGCUCGAGCUGAAGGGAGACCCCCUCCUCCGUACCCUGGACUUCACAGAGGUAGCCCUGUCUCCACACCGUCCUACCCUGCUUCCCAGCAUGGGUACCUGACCCCCCAGACCACCCGGAGGCCCCCCCAGAGCCUCAGCCCAGUCCCCCAGAUUGUGGAGCCUAGGACCGCAUCUGGUCAUCCGGAGGGAAUGGUGCCUAGAAGCCCUCAGUGGCAGAGGGACAAAUGGCAGAUAUGGCAGCUCCUAUCACCAGAUAAUGCAGACACGCUGCCAGAGACACUGGUUUGAUGGAUCCAGAGCGUUGCACUACCGCUGGGUCAACUGCGGUCUGGGGGGACGAUGCCUUUUACAGCCCCUGGCUAUGGUGUGCCACUGUCUGUCUUGUCAUUGUGUCAGUGCGGUUCUGCCUACCUGCGUUUGAAAGGUUCGACUGAAACAUUUGUAGCUGUGACUACCACCCCUGAGACCAACACUGCCGUCACGCUCUGUCAUAUCUUUUUAUAACGAAACGUGUUUGAGACGAUCUUAAUCAAAACUGCACACUGUAGCUGUCUUUGCGUAUUUCAGUUUCUAACUUUGUAUUAUUUUGUGAAUGUAUUGUACAGUAUGUCGUAUGCCAUGAUCAAGAGAGCAUCCAACCAGCCACUGUCUUGUGUGCCUAGUGAAAGCAGUAUGUUAUCAUGUUUGACCUAUUUUAUACUUUAUCUAAGUGAUUACCAUAAAGGCUUGUGCACUGCUUCUGAGAGACAGUCCCUAAAAAGAUAACAAGCAUUUCCUCUAAGAGACAAUAUUUCAAAAGCUGUUUCACUUGCCUUAGUGUAUUUGGAUGCUGUUGAGCCUUUUACAGAAUAUCUGGAUGAUACAGUAUAAUAUUGCACUUUUUGUUGCCUGUGCUACCUGUUCUAACUUAACACUCAUUGCUGUGGCGUGGAGCAAGUCGUUAUUGGUUGCUGGACAGCUUGCAUUGCUGUUUUGAUCACUAAUGUCUCUUUUCACUCAUUACCAUUGGACUGCAUAUAGUAGUGGUUUCAGUACUGUUUGUAGCAUACUGUAGUACUUUACUAUACUCCACAGUGGCCUUACAGUGUGUGACUGAUAUGUCCGUUCACUCAUCCAAAUACAACAGUUCGUAAGCAUUUUA